Molecule: messenger RNA, 1849 nt
Organism: Pungitius pungitius (ninespine stickleback)
Lineage: Eukaryota; Metazoa; Chordata; Actinopteri; Perciformes; Gasterosteidae
Gene: nsun5
Product: NOP2/Sun RNA methyltransferase 5
Exons: 4
Coding region: 240-1733 (497 amino acids)
Biological process (GO): rRNA base methylation
Cellular component (GO): nucleolus
Molecular function (GO): RNA methyltransferase activity
Source: RefSeq, a predicted model, not a curated record
ACACGAAAAUAGCGCGUCAGCCACCGUUAGUACUUCCGGGGCCAAGACUCUUUCUCUGCCAUGUGCCCGGUGGGAACCAAGUCACGAAGCUGCGUUUCUCAAACGUGAGUGAGAAAAACAAAGCCGGUUGUCUCUGCCCGGCGAAGCCCGAAGGACACGAGCGGUGUGUCUUCAAGAGCAGCACACCACCGAGAAGCGGACAACAACCAGCGGAACAGCGACGCAGUCUCUGGUCCGCCAUGGCGCUGUACAUGAAAGCUGCUGAGAUCCUGGAGAAAGCCGAGGCGAAGCAGGGCGCUUUGAAAACUCUGGUUUACGACAGCAAAUUCCCACACAUCAAGCAGCUGUUUGCUCUCGUGUGUGAGACGCAAAAGUUCUCCGCCAUCCUGGAGGAGAUCAUCGAGUCCACCAAGCUGCUCAAACAGACCAAGCUGGGCAUAAACCUGGCCAAAGUGCUGGUGUACGACCUGCUGAUCGGCCGCGGGCUCAAGUGCGGCGGCUCCUGGAAGACCAUGAUGAUGAAGCAUCGCGCCAGGAUGCAGGCGGUGCUGGCCCGCAUGAAGGUGAAGCAGAAAGUCAGCAGGAACCAGGACCUGCUCCCGCAAAGCGUCCAGAAGCUCGUCGGGGACCAGCUGCCCAGGUACGUGCGCGUAAACACCCUGAAGACCACCGUGGAGGAUGCGGUGGACUAUCUGAAGAGGGAUGGCUUCUGCUACCUGGGACAGGCCACCAGGCUGGGGGACUUGUCCCUGAAGAGGAAAGACUUUGUGAGGGACAUGCUUCUGCCAGAGCUGCUGGUCUUUCCUCCUAAAACCGAGUUUCAUGAGCAUUUCCUAUACAAGGCUGGUCACGUCAUUCUGCAGGACAAAGCCAGCUGCCUCCCCGCAUACCUGCUCAACCCCCCACCUGGCAGCCAUGUCAUCGACGCCUGUGCUGCCCCGGGCAACAAGACCAGCCACCUGGCCGCCCUCAUGGAGAACAAGGGCAAGCUGUUUGCCUUUGAUUUGGACCCCAAGCGUCUGGCCACCAUGUCGACUCUCCUGCUCCGGGCCGGGGUCACCUGCCAGCAGCUGGCCCACCAGGACUUCUUAAAGGUGGACCCCGACAGCCCGCAGUUUAAAGAUGUUGAGUAUAUCCUGCUGGAUCCAUCCUGCAGUGGCUCAGGUAUGGUGUGUCUCCGGGACGGCGUGUCUUCUGCAGACCAGGAGAAGGAUCAGGCCCGUCUGGCCUCCUUGGCCUCUUUCCAGCUGCUGUGCCUGAACCACGGCCUUAAGUUCCCCCGUCUGAAGCGCCUGGUGUACUCCACCUGCUCCAUCCACAGCCAGGAGAACGAAGAGGUCGUAACGGCCUGUCUGCAGCAGAACCCGGACUUCAGGUUGGUUCCUCUGCUGCCUCAGUGGCCAGAACGUGGCCUGGAUCCACUCACCCAGUGUCUUCGUGCCAGCACUACCAAGACUCGCACACACGGCUUCUUUGUGGCUCUGCUGGAGAAGCACACUGGGGCUGGGAAUAAGAGGCCAGAGCCAGCGCUUCAGAUAAGCGAGCCGGAGGCGAUGCCGCUCAGCCCGACCACCAGCGAGAAGAUACCUGCCGCUUCAGAAGAAAACAGACCUGCCGCUUCAGAAGAAGAGGAGGUGGAGGAGGAGGAGGAGGUGGAGGUGGUCGUCCCAACACCUGCAAUGAAGAGGAGAAAGAGGAUCAAGAAGAAGAAGGCAGCUGCCACAGUGGAGUGAAGUGUAGUGUAACAUGGGACUACUACAGCGUGUUGCCUGGAAACAAUUCUUUAUGUAGGGGGGCUUUAUCAAUAUGUGUUAUGUAACGGUAAAGUAAAACAUUACAUUUUACCGUA